Messenger RNA from Rotaria sp. Silwood1, 1272 nucleotides. The record is from the annotation of a GenBank genome assembly. NCBI's taxonomy places the organism in Eukaryota, Metazoa, Rotifera, Eurotatoria, Philodinida, Philodinidae.
AUGGUUUAUCAACCAUAUGGUUUUGAUUUAUAUAAUAUGCCAGUAAAUUGGCAAUUUCAAAAUAACUGGAUGGGAGGUAGAGGAAGUUGGAAAAAUGGGCAACAACAGAUGCCCUUACAACCACCACCAUUCUAUUAUCCUAUUGAUAAUACCAUGUUGACUACUGAGGUUCCUCGUUUUUUAAACCAAGUACAAUAUAAAGAGAAUAAAGAUGAUGCAGUAAUACCCUCAAAAAGACGUGGUAUUCUAAAAAUAACAAAAAAACCGACACAACGUCGGUUAGUUCAUUUUAUGCCAGAAAAUUGGCAAGGAUAUCGUGGUGAUAAACCAGAUCAAAUAAAUGAUAAAGGUGAAAAAGAAAAAACCAAAAAAUCACCUGAAAAAGCUCAUCUUGACACACUUCGUAGAAGAGCACGGCGUCAAAAACAACGAGCAGUUUUACUUGAAAAAAAUAAUAAUAAUAAAUUACGUUUUUUCAAUGAUAAUAAUCGAUUUAGUCUUCUAUCUGAAGUAGAUGAUGACAACAAUAAUGAACAUAUAAUUGAUAAUUCAGAGGCUGAUCAUAAAACUGAAGCCAUGAAAAAUAAGAAUAAUAAUAAUAAUAACAAGAUGAAACAGAAAAACUUGUCUAAAAAACAAAAAAGACAAGCUAGAACAACAACAGAAGUUCCCAUAUUCGAUGAAUUUGAUGAACAUGUUGUUAAUAAUAAUACAAAGACGCGAGGAAAUAACCAGCGUCAAAUAAAUUUUUCUGAUUCUGAAAAAGAAGAAGAAAAUUAUAAUAAUAAUGAAAAAUCACCUGCUUCAAAUAAAGAUAAACGAAAAUGUAAAAGUUAUUUACAGACUUUUAAAAUCCUCGCUUAUCUAAAAGAUCGUGUGAAUAAAGAGAAUAAAAUAAAACUCGACUUUAAAGAUGUUUUCAAUGAAGUUUGUGAAUAUGCAAAGAAUACCAUUGAAACAUAUGAUAGUUGGGUACAUAAUCAUUAUGAAGCCCAGGUAUGGCAACAUAUCUAUGAUUUAGGCAAAGAAAAAAAUCAUUGGGCUAAAGAAAUCGUAAAUAUAACACAUACACGGGAGGCUAAGAUAAAUAUGUCAAUGUGCGAGAAGAAAUUAGCACAAUUGACAUCGACAUGUUUCGAUGCUAAUAAUAUAAUGGCACGAAAUAUGCGAGAACUUUCAUCUAAAACAGCCACUGCUGCUACAAAACGAGCACAUGAUCUUAUGCUCGAUUACAUUAAAAGCUACACAAGGUCUAGCAAAUAUGAGCAUUAA